GGGGCUGGCUGUAGGGCUGGGUUACACCUCUCUCAUUCCUCCCCUCAAGUCUCUGCCACUGUGUUUUUCUUCCCCGUCCUGGGCACAGCACACACGCUCACACACACCUCUCCUUUUUCCCUGAAUCCACCAUCCUGGGCUGAGAAGCCAGGAGAGAGGGUGGCAAGGUUUGGAGGAACCGUUGGAUUUUGGAUAGUGAAUCUUCACCAUGGCUGAGUUCUUCAUCGUCCUCAGGAGUUUGGUUCUGCUGCAGGUCCUCUGCUUGGCCUUAUCGCAAGUGACCGGUCCACCCGGAGCUCAAGGCCCCGCUGGUUCCCCUGGUCCUGCUGGAACUCCCGGAGCCGACGGCAUUGAUGGUGAGAAGGGACCCCCUGGACCUCCUGGACCAAGAGGUCAAAAGGGAGAGUCGGGUGAGCCUGGGCCUGAUGGACCCCCGGGUGAAGAUGGCAUUGAUGGUUUGAUUGGGGCGAAAGGUGAGAGGGGUCCUCGUGGUAAUCCUGGACCAAAGGGUCAGCCAGGGCCUAGAGGACCAGCAGGACGACCUGGACCUGGACUGCCUGGACUUCCUGGAGCAGCAGGGCCCAUUGGGCUUCCUGGACAAAUUGGACCUACAGGACCAAAGGGUGUCAUGGGAAGUCCCGGACCUUCAGGAUUACCAGGACCUCCAGGCAAGCCUGGUCCACCAGGGAAGUUUUUGGGUCUAGAGGAAGGCAGCGCCGACUUUCAGUGUCCAACCAACUGUCCACCGGGACCAAAGGGUCCUCAGGGCCUGCAGGGAGUCAAGGGACACAAAGGUCGUUCUGGGGUGUUGGGAGAUCCAGGAAGCAUCGGAAAAACGGGUAUAAAAGGUGAAGUUGGCAUCUCCGGUGAACAAGGGAUCCCAGGCCCUCCAGGCCCUCAGGGUCUGAGAGGGUAUCCAGGAAUGGUGGGGCCAAAAGGCGAGACGGGACCACAAGGUUAUAAAGGAAUUUUAGGACCAAUCGGCAUCCCUGGACGCCCUGGUGAAGAAGGACCCCAAGGACCACCUGGAGAGCCUGGUGACAAAGGAGACAUGGGAGAGCGUGGUAUCCGAGGGCCUCAGGGAGUGGUCGGAAAGAAGGGAGAUAAUGGACUUCCAGGAAUUGAUGGAAAAGAUGGCACUCCUGGCAUCCCCGGGAUAAAGGGUGCUGCAGGACAAAACGGAAGACCUGGAGCUCCUGGCAAUCAAGGAGAUCCUGGUUUGCCUGGUAUGCCUGGAGCCAAAGGUGAAGUGGGGGUUAAGGGUGAGACCGGACCCCGGGGUUUGAUGGGAAUGCAAGGAUCCCCAGGACCGCAAGGAGAACCUGGUCCUCCAGGUGAAGCUGGCAUGGAGGGAGUCCCGGGGGCAAAGGGUGACAGAGGUGAACGAGGACCAGUCGGCCCUGCUGGGGUUAUUGGUUUGCCUGGCAGUAAAGGAGAAAGGGGGCCCAUGGGGGUCCCAGGAGCUCAGGGUCUAACUGGAACUAAGGGUGAUAAGGGAUUCCAAGGCAAAGUGGGAUCAAAAGGAGACGUCGGUGAUCCCGGUGUGGAGGGAUUGGCUGGGGAGAAAGGAGAGAAGGGACAGUCUGGGGAGCCUGGGCCUAAGGGACAGCAAGGUGUGACAGGUGAUCAAGGGUCCAAUGGGCCUACUGGAGAUCCCGGUAAACCAGGAGACCAGGGUCCCGCAGGCUUACCUGGCCCACGUGGCCUUGGUGGAGAAAGAGGAAUUCCAGGGAUGCCAGGAAUACAAGGACCAGCUGGUCGUGAUGCUUCAGAUCAACACAUCAUUGACGUGGUUCUGAAGAUGCUUCAAGAGAGGUUAGCAGCAGUAGCAAUGAGUGCUAAGAGAGCCGUGCUGGGUGGAGCAGGUGUAAUGGGACCUCCUGGUCCUCCAGGACCACCAGGGCCUCCUGGACCGCAAGGUCCUCAUGGCCUGACAGGUGGCCGUGGCAUUCCUGGAAUCAUUGGUGCCCCAGGCCAGAUAGGAAACACUGGGCUAAAAGGGAAGAGGGGUGCUAAGGGAGAAAGGGGAGAUCCUGGGCGACCACAUCCUGGACAACCAGGACCACCUGGACUGCCAGGUCCUCCUGGUCUUGAUGGUGUGGCACGUGAUGGUAGGCCAGGUGAGCGAGGACCUCAGGGGGCAGCAGGUGAGGCAGGCCGUCCCGGAAAGGCUGGUCCUCCUGGUCUUCCUGGAUUUUGUGAAGCAGCUGCUUGUUUGGCAGCCUCUGCCUACACUUCUCCCAGACUACAAGAAGCGGGAACAGUGAAGGGCCCGUCCACUUAAAUCAAGCCCCUUUACUGGGGCCUAGGAACAUCUGAGAGAAAGUCAGAAAGAAAUAAAGAGGGACAGAAGGCACACAAAAAGAGUGGCACACAUGCCUUUUCUUCAUUGGACAAAUUGUGAGGGGGGAGGGAACAGCCGUUGACUGACAUUUGAUUAUUAGGAGUGUACAUGAAUGAAUUGACAUGUAUGGAAAGCAAGUUUUACAGUAAGUUGGCCAUGUUAGCUGCUGCUGCUCUGUCCCACCUCACAGUACAGAGAGAUGUGAGUAUAUUGCCAGUGACAUCACACCAACGGACCAGAAGAACUGCAAGAAUGACAAUCAAACAAAGGUGCUGUUUUUGUUAGUGUUUCAUUUUCGUUUUAAAUGCAUCUGAUGAUGCCAAGGUUUUUACAUGCCAGGAAAUUUCCCCAUGAACCAAUAAAAAUGUAUGCAAAGCUACUUUAAUAAUCAAAAUCGAUACCUCAUUUGGACAUUACUUCUUAGUUUGUACUGUGCCCGUCUCCGCCAUGAAGAAGCGCCCUGAUCUGUUCUUCUCAUUGAGAUGCCGACGUUCUUCCAAUAACGUUAUCCUUGAUUCCAUGCUGUAAAUCUUUGUAAAUGUGUGUUAAUUUUGUAUGGACAGGGUGGUUUUAGAAUAUAAAGCAGAUCUAGGUUAAUGAAUUUAAUCAGCAGUACUCAAACAAUGCUCAGAUUUCAUCUGGUGAAUUAGAAACAUGUACACCAAUUCCAAGUUACUUUGGGUUGUGUUCUUAGAGAAGAACUGAUUAUCUUCAUUAACAAACUAUUUAUUGUUCUUUUUUGUCUGUAAACUCAAGUUGUUUUGCCAGGUUGUUCAGGUUUACCCCAAUCAAUAAAAAAGAACGUUUUGUAAAACUCAAUGUUCUUCUGCAUCCGAGAAGAAUGUCUGUUUAAACUUCUCAUAAACAUGCUUAUCUUUUUAACCUACAAGUUUUUUUUUUAUUGUAAUAAAUAUAUACACUUUGAUGUC
This is a messenger RNA of Danio rerio (zebrafish), 3273 nucleotides long. RefSeq names its product procollagen, type IX, alpha 2 (gene col9a2). The record is from RefSeq and is marked validated. NCBI's taxonomy places the organism in Eukaryota, Metazoa, Chordata, Actinopteri, Cypriniformes, Danionidae.